Amphibalanus amphitrite is the source of this 680-nucleotide messenger RNA. RefSeq names its product 40S ribosomal protein S26-like. Bases 294 to 635 code for a protein of 113 amino acids. Lineage: Eukaryota; Metazoa; Arthropoda; Thecostraca; Balanomorpha; Balanidae. Gene Ontology annotation, molecular function: mRNA binding; structural constituent of ribosome. The transcript has 3 exons. The record is from RefSeq and is a predicted model, not a curated record. Gene Ontology annotation, biological process: translation. Gene Ontology annotation, cellular component: ribosome; cytosolic small ribosomal subunit.
GGAGCUAGGAGCCUGGAACAUUCCUUAUAGAAGCGCGGCUAAUGUAAAGAAAGAAGGUGCGCACGAUUCUCACUUGCGAUCUCGCCUUUUUGGUUUAUUAUAUUUUUAUACAUUCACUAGUAAUGGAUUUUUAAAGGAGGUGAUAAGUGCUGUAUUUGAACUCAAACAUUAUUGAAACGUUACUUGAAACGUAGUUUGGUUUUUAGUGGUCAGGUUCCUUUGACUCAAAAUAUAUUUUUGUUUGAGUGAAAGGCAACGCCGAACUUCUCUUACAACCCGGAGGCGUCGCAAUCAUGACGACCAAGCGCCGCAAUGGAGGACGCAACAAGCACGGCCGCGGCCACGUGAACCCCAUCCGCUGCACGAACUGCGCCCGCUGCUGUCCCAAGGACAAGGCCAUCAAAAAGUUUGUCGUCCGUAACAUCGUGGAGGCCGCCGCUGUCCGUGACAUCAACGAGGCCUGCGUCUACCAGACGUACGUGCUGCCGAAGCUGUACGCCAAGCUGCACUACUGCGUCUCGUGCGCCAUCCACUCGAAGGUGGUGCGGAACCGGUCGCGGCGCGACCGCAAGGACCGCACGCCGCCGCCGCGCUUCCAGCGCCAGGACAACAAGCCCCAGCCCAACAAGAAGUAGACGGACGCUGACUAUGACGAACAUGUAAUACACCGGGACACGUCA